GGCGGGGAACUUGGGCGCCCCGGAGCCCCUCACACUCCGGGAAACGUACUGGGAGGGCUCCCAGGAGCGCUACCGGCAGAGGGAGGUGAAGCUCAGGGCCAAGGGCACCAAGAAGGUCGAGAAUAAGUAUCGGCUGGAGAAGAAGCCCAAUUUGCUGAAGGACCCAAAGCAGGUGGAGACCAAGGAGAACGCGGUCCUCAAGGGGGAGACACGCAAACCCUGUUUCUUCUGCGUGUCGGAGCAGCAGAGACGGCGGCCCACGAUCCGAUUCCGCCUUUUCCCCAAACCCUGCCGCCAGUCGCAGUGGUCCUCGCUCUGCCACACCUCGGUCAGUGUCAUUAACGAGCUGGCGAAGAUGGGCGACCCAGACGUCCUGGAAAUGGUGCAGGAGGAAGAGAGAAUAUCCAAUAAAGAAGCAGAAUAUAUUUUCGGAAUGAAUGAGCAGUCCCUGAGCAGCAGAGAGACCAGCUUCCUCAUCAGUGAAGAGCCAGUGUCUACCAAGCGAUACAAUUUGUUCCUGAAGCGACGUCUUUUGUUUAAAAAAGACAAACAAAGCAAAGAUUCUAUCUUCUUCCGAGAUGGGAUUAGGCAAAUUGAUUUUGUGCUUUCCUACGUUGAUGACUUAAAGAAAGAAGCAGACCCCAAGGCGGAAAGGAGAAAAGAAUUUGAACAAAAUCUCAGAAAAACGGGUCUUGAGUUGGAAAUUGAAGACAAAAGGAAUUCUGAAGAUGGAAAGACCUAUUUUGUCAAGAUCCAUGCCCCUUGGGAGGUACUAGUUACUUACGCUGAAGUGUUGGGAAUCAAAAUGCCUAUUAAGGAGAGCGAUAUUCCUCUACCCGAGAAUAUCCCAUUCAGCUGUAUGCUUGAGCCGCUGAAGCUCCCAAGGAAUGUGAAGCACCCUCAUCCUGAGUAUUUCACUGCCCAGUUCACCAGACAUCGGCAGGAACUCUUCCUCAUUGAAGACAAGUCAAGCUUCUUUCCGUCCUCAUCAAGAAACAGAAUUGUUUAUUAUAUUCUCUCACGGUGUCCUUUUGGCAUAGAAGAAGGGAAGAAAAAGUUUGGGAUUGAAAGACUGCUAACUUCGAAUACCUAUUCAUCUGCCUAUCCACUCCACGAUGGUCAGUAUUGGAAGCCAUCAGAACCUCCUAACCCUGUCAAUGAGAGGUACACACUUUGCCAAAAUUGGGCUCGGUUUUCCUAUUUUUACAAGGAGCAGCCUUUAGAUUUGAUUAGGAAUUAUUACGGAGAAAAAAUUGGCAUGUAUUUUGUCUUUCUUGGAUUUUACACAGAAAUGCUGUCCUUUGCGGCGAUAGUUGGCUUAGCUUGUUUCAUUUACGGCUUAUUAUCAAUGCAUAAUAACUCAAGCAGCACUGAAAUCUGUGACCCUCAGAUUGGAGGACAGAUUAUCAUGUGCCCACUCUGUGAUCUAGUGUGUGAUUAUUGGAGACUAAAUACAACGUGUUUGGCUUCAAAGAUCUCCCAUUUGUUUGAUAACGAGUCCACAGUGUUCUUUGCAAUAUUCAUGGGAAUUUGGGUCACGUUGUUCUUGGAGUUUUGGAAACAGCGACAAGCCAGAAUGGAAUAUGAGUGGGACCUGGUGGACUUUGAAGAGGAGCAGCAACAGCUUCAGCUGAGACCUGAAUUUGAAGCCAUGUGCAAACACAGGAAAAUAAAUGCAGUGACUAAGGAGAUGGAACCUUAUAUGCCUCUAUACAGCCGCCUCCCAUGGUACUUUUUAUCUGGAGCUACGGUCACGCUAUGGAUGUCUCUUGUCAUUGCCUGUAUGGUAGCCGUGAUUGUGUACCGCCUGUCAGUCUUUGCUACGUUUGCUAGCUUUAUGGAAAGUGAAGCAUCCUUUAAGCAUGUCAAAAGUUUCCUCACCCCCCAGAUAGCUACCUCCCUCAGUGGAUCCUGCUUAAACUUUAUCGUCAUCUUGAUCUUGAAUUUCUUUUACGAAAAGAUAUCUGCGUGGAUUACAAAAAUGGAAAUUCCUCGAACUUACCAGGAAUAUGAGAGCAGUCUUACCCUGAAAAUGUUCCUGUUUCAGUUUGUAAAUUUUUACUCGUCCUGCUUCUACGUAGCUUUUUUUAAAGGGAAGUUCGUGGGCUAUCCCGGAAAAUACACAUAUUUGUUUAAUGUGUGGAGAAGUGAAGAGUGUGAUCCUGGAGGCUGUCUAGUAGAAUUGACAGCCCAGUUGACCAUCAUAAUGACUGGGAAACAGAUCUUCGGAAACAUUAAAGAAGCCAUUUAUCCUCUGGUUCUGAAUUGGUGGAGACGUCGAAAAGCUCGGACCAAUUCCGAAAAGCUAUACAGUCGAUGGGAGCAGGAUCAUGACCUUGAAACUUUUGGAUCUCUUGGGCUAUUUUAUGAGUACUUAGAAACAGUUAUCCAAUUUGGAUUUGUCACAUUAUUUGUGGCCUCUUUUCCUUUGGCUCCUCUUCUUGCUCUCUUGAAUAAUAUUAUAGAGAUCCGAGUGGAUGCCUGGAAACUUACAACUCAGUACAGAAGACCAGUAGCUGCUAAAGCUCAUAGCAUUGGUGUUUGGCAAGACAUUCUUUAUGGAAUGGCUGUCCUUUCUGUCGCAACUAAUGCUUUUAUUGUUGCAUUUACCUCGGACAUCAUUCCCCGUUUAGUUUACUACUAUGCCUACUCGAAGGAUGCCGCAGCGCCCAUGAAAGGAUAUGUCAAUGACAGCCUGUCAACAUUCCUGAUAGCCGAUUUUCCAAACCACACUGCGCCUUGGGAGAAACGAGACUUCACCACUUGCAGGUACAGAGAUUACAGAUAUCCACCUGAUCAUGACCAGAAAUAUUUUCAUAAUAUGCAGUACUGGCACGUCCUUGCUGCCAAGAUGACCUUCAUCAUCGUUAUGGAACAUGUUGUGUUUUUAGUUAAAUUUUUGUUGGCCUGGAUGAUCCCUGAUGUUCCAAAAGAUGUUCUGGAGAGAAUCAAGCGAGAAAAGUUAAUGACUAUCAAGAUUCUCCAUGACUUUGAGCUUAACAAAUUAAAAGAGAACUUGAGAGCUAAUUCAAGUGAACUUGCCAAAGAAGUCCUGAUUCAGGAAAACAAAGCACAACUGGCUAAAUCGACAGUCUAGUCAACAUACUGAACAAGCCCUGGUGGCCUGUUAGGCUUCACAGUCUCCCUUGGGUUUUGGGCCAGAAGCCAGAAGCCACAUGUCAGUUUCAGAUUCACCCUGCCUCCUCCUCCUCCUCCUCCUCCUCCUCCUGCUCCUCCUCCUCCUCUUCCUUUUUAAAUUCAGAGUUUUCUGUACACAUUUACAGAGACCAACUUUGUGAGGUUGGAAGAAUACUGCUGGUCUUCUUCAUUGACUGAGCCCUCCCCAGAUAUUGUUUUCUGGAGUUCUAUAAAUGAUUGUUAAAAGUGCAUAUUGAGUCAGAAUAGUGGAGUCAUGGAAUGUUGCAGUUUAGAAUUAAACACUCGACUUGGGCUGUCCCAUCAUGUUCCAGUGCAUCUGCACAUUUUCAUGGGCUUCUACUGGGUUCUUUUAUAACUUCUUCCCAUCAAGAAAAAUGUUGGGGCAUGGAGAAAAGUGAAGAGGCCUGCUGAACCGUAUAUAUCCUGUCAUCUUAGACCAUGUGAAUGAAAACCCCAAAUCAGAUGACUUAAGGAAACUCACACAUUAAAAACGUUGAGUAAAUAUUAUGGCAGGGGUUUUUUCCUGAAAUCACCCUCAAUAAGUUAAGCUUCCAUCAGAAUCACAGAUAGCCCUAACAGGUCAAUACAGAAUUGAUUUUUAAAGAGACAACAUUUGGGUUUCAACAAAAGUCUAACGUCUCAGUUCUUUAAAGACAACAUUUUGGUAAUAGCAGUUUCAAGGCCGGAUUAUCUUAUCGGGAAAACAGCGUUAAGAAUUGUUAGGUUGCUUGAGUUCUUCAAGUAAAUGAAAGAUAUUGUAGAGAAGUAAAUGUGUCUUCUUAGUAGUUAACAAACACAAGACAAUAUUGAUUAGUUUGUUGAAUUAUUUUUAAAACUCAUUUUUCUUCUACAAUGUGUAUGUUGCAUCAUGAAGCCUGUUUGUGCAUUCUCUCUUUAUAUAAAUUGGGUACAAGUUGUUUAUGAAAUUUGAUCUCUCUGUUUAAAGCAAUCUCGAAUCUUCUAAUGGAUUUAUACUGUUUUCUAUUGAUGCAUCGCUCCAUACAGUCCUCAGUGCCUCGUCCUGAUGCCUUUGACACCCAAGAAGUGGUUGUAUUGUCAUCUGACAUGAUGUAACAUCUCAAAUGUAGCUUGUUUUAGAGAAAUUGUCGAUUUAACAUCAGUCACGGAGUUUAACACCAAAAGUAGAUCAACCAGGUAGGAAGGGGGUAAUGGAUUUUAUAGCCAAGUGAAAAAAACCUCUGGCACAGGUACACCUGUUCUUUUUUUCUCUUAAAAAAUAUUUCAUACAUAUUUUUAACACUACAGACUGAGAGAUCCAGUUAAGUUAUAUAGUAUUUGUAUCCAUAGCUUCAAAUUACACUUCAGUUCAAAAAGAAUGAUUUUUUUUAACUGUAUACAGAAGAAGAGGCUUUAUCACAAGAUUUUUUUAAGUAGUGUUUCAUUAUUGGAUACUAAUACAUUUUUGUAGAAUUGCCAAUAUUAAGUAUAUGGCAGGUGGUAUUAAUUAAUGGUCAAUAUUAAGCAUUUAGAAAUGAGGAUAAUGAAUUUUAUAAAACCAUGAGACAGUUACCCCCAAAUCGGCAGUAAUGAUUUGUCAUUCACUGGGUAGAUUUUGAAACAUUUUUGUGUAAUUUAAAAUGAUCUCAUUACUGAAAAAAUGAUUUCAUAUGAGGAGGAGACGUAUAUUUUGCUUGAGAACACCAGUCAAUGUUACUAUGAAAUAAGCCACAGACGCAAUAUCUUUGGCUUGUCAAACCAAAUUCUGUGUUAUUACAGUGUUGACCCUUGUGCAUGGCCCAUAUGUAUUGCUUUCUUCCUAGGUGCUAAUAAAAUAAGGAAGAGUGUGGAAACUGG
This is a messenger RNA of Suricata suricatta (meerkat), 4974 nucleotides long. It is a transcript of the gene ANO5, whose product is annotated as anoctamin 5. The record is from RefSeq and is a predicted model, not a curated record. NCBI's taxonomy places the organism in Eukaryota, Metazoa, Chordata, Mammalia, Carnivora, Herpestidae. Gene Ontology annotation, cellular component: plasma membrane. The coding region runs from base 356 to 3097 and encodes 913 amino acids. Gene Ontology annotation, biological process: chloride transmembrane transport. Gene Ontology annotation, molecular function: chloride channel activity; protein dimerization activity. The transcript has 22 exons.